UUCAGCAUCGGGCUCAUUCUUUGAUCAGGAUGAAUCCUCGGACGGUUCAGGUGGUAGUCGGCGUGACGACCCUGUGUGUUGGUAUUGGGGUAGGGGUGCUGAUCGGGUAUUUCAGCGCCCCUGGGGAGGGGGAGUACACCAACCCCGAGACCCGCGAACCGGAUGAAAGCAUCGCGGACCGUAUCAUGGAAGAAAUCAGUGCCGAGAAUAUAAAGGCUAAUCUCAGAUAUUACGCUCGGAAACCGCAUGUUGCUGGGACACCAGCCGACAGGGAAGGGGCGGAUGACAUCAGGAGGGCGUGGCUGGAUCAAGGAUUGGACUCUGCCGAGUUGGUCUCGUAUAAGGUCUAUCUUCAGCAUCCCCCAUCACCAGACAAUGAAGAAUUAGCUAACAAGGUUCAAAUCGUAGAUCCAGCCAAUGGGAAUGUUGCAUUUCAGUCAGCGCUGAGGGAGGAUCCAUUCGGAGAAGAGGAAUUAUUACAGCCUGAUAUUCCUCCGCCAUUCAAUGCAUACUCGGCUACAGGAGAUGUGACGGGGGACUUGGUUUACGUAAAUUAUGGAAGGGUUGAGGACUAUGAGUACAUACUGGAUGAGUUGGACCCUACCAUUAACUUCACAGGGAAGAUCGUCAUCGCCCGACACGGAGGGACGGGAUGGUAUACCAAGGCAACGAAUGCCUACGACUUUGGUUGUGUGGCACUUCUAAUGUAUACGGACCCGGCGAAUUAUGGCGUCGGCCCAGAAAUAGGACUUCCCUACCCUGACGGCAAAUUCCUACCUAGCACAUCGGGGCAGAGGGGUUCGGUCAAAAAGGAUUUUGGGGAUCCACUGACCCCUGGUUACCCAUCGAGAGACUUUGCCUAUAGGAGAUCUGUUAACGAAACCGACUUGCCCAAAGUUCUUAUUCAUCCUGUAGGAUACGGUGAUGCAGAGAAACUGAUAAAAGCGUUGGCUGGGCAUUCUCCUCGUGAAAGCUGGCGUGGCGGUUUGAACACUACUUACCCGGUGGGUCCAGGGUUUGGCGCCCCAUAUCAAGGAAUGAAGACGAGAGUGGUUAUCAACUCCGUGUCAGACCAGUAUACUAUCUACAACACAGUCGGAUUUAUUAGAGGGGCUAUUGAACCAGAACGUUACGUCAUAAUUGGGAACCAUCGUGAUGCCUGGGGUUUGGGUUCUAUCGAUCCUACCAGUGGGACCGCAUCGGUUCUUGAGAUUUCAAGAGUUUUUGGAAAACUUAAAAGAGAAGGAUGGAGGCCGAGAAGGACAUUGAUGUUCUGCUCUUUUGGAGGAGAGGAAUAUGGAUUGAUCGGUUCGAUUGAAUGGACUGAGGAAUUUAACCGAAUCCUAGCAGACAGAGUCGUAACUUAUCUUAAUUUGGACAUGGGGGUCGUGGAUACCUUUUAUCUUCGGUCCUCGGCAACUCCACAUCUACGGCCGAUUAUAUAUGAAGCGACGCAAAAGAUUCCAGAUCCGGAUCCAUCGGAUACUCGGAAAACCGUUUACGACACUAUGGUAGAACGUGAGCCGGAUCCAGAUAAUCCAGAAUUACCCCAGGUGUUGCACAUCGGAGGUGGCAGCGACUAUUACGGCUUCGAGAAGAGACUGGGAGUGCCGUGCAUCAUGGGAUACUAUUUCUAUGACCGCAAAACAUACAACAUCAACUUCUACUCGCUUUAUCACACAUCGUAUGAGACAGUUCGACUAAUGGAUACAUUCAUCGAUCCCGAGUACAAAUACCAUCAGGCGAUAGCAAGGACCUUCGCAGAAAUGGCGCGAAAUUUGGCGGAGAGGGUGGUGUUGCCGUUUGACGUCGAGGCUUAUUCUAAUGAUCUCACAUCGAUGUGGAUGAAUCUGAAAAACACGUCACAGGCGAGGGAUAUAGAAGCGCACGAUAUCUCACUAGAACCUCUUGAGCAAGCGAUUGCUGAGUUUGCAACGACCUGUUCGCAAUUUAAAGAGAGACUUCAAUCUGUGGACACACAAAGUACGGUAGCUGUUAGGCAGGUCAAUGACCAAAUGAUGUCACUGGACAAAGCUUUUCUUGGUGAUCUACCCGGCGAAACUCUCGAUAGGCAUCUACUCUUUACCGGACGGCAGACACAGGGGCGCUCAACGGAGAAGGUGCCAUCGGGAACCUUUCCCACCAUCCUCGAUGUCCUGCACGAGAUCGACGAUGAUCCCGAUCAAGUGGGUCGCUGGAACCUGGUGGCCCAGCAGGUCGCCAUUCUAACACACGCUGUCGAAGCUGGCACGUCUGUCUUACGAGAUGUGACGUCGUGGUGACGUCACAGAUUUUAAUGUACAUACGUAUACGUUGCGUUUAUCAUUACUUAAUUUUCCAUAUUAAAUCUCUCACUAUCGUUUUUUUGUUUACUAUGCCUAAAUCCUCCCAUUAAAAUUUCCUCUUUUAUUGAUAUGUGAAUGAUUCAGGGAAUAUAAUAAUUAUGAAUGAAAUCUUUAUGACUUUUGUAAUUAAAAAAAAAAUUGUAUACUCGGUA
Lytechinus variegatus (green sea urchin) is the source of this 2497-nucleotide messenger RNA. RefSeq names its product N-acetylated-alpha-linked acidic dipeptidase 2-like. The transcript is spliced from 18 exons. Lineage: Eukaryota; Metazoa; Echinodermata; Echinoidea; Temnopleuroida; Toxopneustidae. Gene Ontology annotation, molecular function: carboxypeptidase activity. The record is from RefSeq and is a predicted model, not a curated record. The coding region runs from base 30 to 2282 and encodes 750 amino acids.